Molecule: messenger RNA, 1154 nt
Organism: Oppia nitens
Lineage: Eukaryota; Metazoa; Arthropoda; Arachnida; Sarcoptiformes; Oppiidae
Exons: 4
Coding region: 237-1154 (305 amino acids)
Source: RefSeq, a predicted model, not a curated record
AUUUUAUUAUUUUUCAGUUGUGUUAUUUGCAAUUGAAUGUUAUAAAUAUCAUAUCAUAUGUACCGGAGCUGGAAAAUGGGAAUCAAAGUGAUCUGUAUAUAUCAUACAUAUCAACACCUGAAGGACAGACAACAACAACAAUUUCAGAUAUUAAUAACUGAAACAAAAUGCUGGAAACAGUCGAUAAUUAGUUUGAGAUGUGCCCAUCAAAUGGAUAACAACAGUGCCGGACAAAAAUGUCUACCGUUUAUGCGGACAACCAGUUUGGCCUAAUUGUGACCAACAAUCACGUAACACAAGCAAACGAUACACUGGUUGUCGAUUUGAUUAACAACGAAACCUUACGCUAUUGUGAUGUCUUUAUCGGAGAAGAAAACCAAGAAAUUAUUUAUAGAAUGUUUGGCCGAGUAGUCUAUACGGCACCGGAUCACGAACUGGCACUUAUCCAAUUGCUACCCAUUCGGUCCAAUGUACUACCUGUGUGCAAGUUUACUACAGAUUGUCAACCGGGCGAUCCUAUUGUUGUAAUAUCCUCUAAAGGUGGCCAAUCUUUUAUUGCUGACGGUUUAAUUCAAAUAAUAGAUAAGCGCCAAAACCUAAUAAAGUGCUACAAAAAUGCUAAUUAUAUUAAUGAUUUGGGCGACACAACCGAUGUACUGAUUCAUACCGGGUUUAUUGUUGGCGGUUAUUCGGGUGGUCCAGUAAUCGACAUGUCCGGACAGGUAGUGGGAGUACAUAAAGGCUCUGUUCGCGGUUAUUCAUAUUUUUCGGCAGCUAUUGGCGCUAAAACAGUUAUGGAUUUCAUAGAAAAAGGCAAACAAUAUCUAUUGACCGAAAAUGUUGAAGUAAUGAAAGGGUUAGCCAGAAAACACAGGAGACUUAUGAAACGGAAAAUAUUGGGUUUAGUUUUGGUGAACAACCAGAUAGUAGACUAUACUUUCACAUCAUAUUUAACUAGACAACAUUUACUGAUUACCGACUAUAUCAUUGCCUAUAAUAACAUCCCGUUUACGACACCGGAAGCAAUGUCCUAUUAUGUACAACAAUUGCCGGACAAUACACCACCAAUAGUAGUGACAGUUUAUCGAUCAAAUUAUAAUCAAUAUUUUACCGUUAAUACACAACCCAUAACUGUUGAACAGUUUCAUUGUUAG